Messenger RNA from Exaiptasia diaphana, 1985 nucleotides. RefSeq lists its product as uncharacterized. Gene Ontology annotation, molecular function: RNA polymerase II cis-regulatory region sequence-specific DNA binding; protein dimerization activity; DNA-binding transcription factor activity, RNA polymerase II-specific. Gene Ontology annotation, biological process: regulation of DNA-templated transcription; spermatogenesis. Gene Ontology annotation, cellular component: nucleus. The record is from RefSeq and is a predicted model, not a curated record. The coding region runs from base 189 to 1682 and encodes 497 amino acids. The transcript has 8 exons. Lineage: Eukaryota; Metazoa; Cnidaria; Anthozoa; Actiniaria; Aiptasiidae.
CUUGUCGACGUUUGAUUUGUAUUCCUGCUUCGCAGCUGAAUGAGUUGAGUACAGAGCAUUACGAUAUAUUUAAUUGUUGGUAUACAUUGACGAAAUUCUUCAUCAAAAGCUGUUUCACCGCUCUUUGACCUCUUUUGUCGACUCGCUCUUCAUAUCUCUUGAAAGACUAGAAAUUAUUGACAUACGAGAUGUCUUUGGCUUCAAAGUAUUCUUCAAAUCUCUGUUUAGUUUUCCUGACAAAUGAUCCAAAGGAAGCAGGUACAUACUCGUCACUUGCCAACUUCUUAUAUGCCAAUGGUUUCACUCCUAUUGAAGUGCAAAGUCCAGGACAGGCCCUCAUACAAACCAGACAAGUGAAGUUCUUUGUUAUAAUUGUGCUAGAUGAUGAUCAUGAUCUUAUCAAGAAAAUGAAAUCUGAUGAUGGAAUGAAUGCUGACACAAUUGUCAUUGCUGUUUCCUCUUCGAAUAAUGCUGAAGGGACAACCCAAGAGCUGUUCAAUCAAAAUGUCAUCCAACAUGUUGUACAGAAGUCAAAUGAUUUGGAGCAAUUUCAGAAAUCACUAAUUGAGGCUAUUCAAGUCCAUUUGAUAAAUAAUGAUGCUACAAGUAACAAUCCAGGACCACCAACUGUUUUCCAACCUCAAGAACCACAACCUGAAAUCAUUCAGCACAGUCCAUUACAACAAGCAUCCUUUUCACCACAAGCUGCAAUUCUAGGGCACUCACUUCCUGGACUUUCCUUUCCAAACCAAUCCAGUCCAGGUCAUCAACUAUUCUUUCCAGCCAAUCAGAUGCCUGUACAGCAACCAGGUUCCUGUCAAUCACAGCAGAUGUUUCCAAGCAACCAAUCAUUUCCCCUUCAGGCUUUCACACUGAUCCCCCCAAUGAUUGUACCCUUCCACACAUUAAUGCAAAACAAUGGAUCAAGCGCACAUGGGAACGAAAGCUACAUGAUGCCCAGAAUAGUGGAUUUUAGCACCACAUCUAGAAUGAUACAGCAGGCAAACGAAUCUAACGUGCCGGAUUUUGCAGAUUCCUCAAACACAGAUCCAGGUUUGUCUGGCAAAGACCAAGGAAGCCCAGACAGCACUACUAAUAACGUGCUUGGGACUGAAAUCUCCUGUUUGAACGAGCCCCAAGAUAAAAACGAGCUUGUGAAUAAGUUGCCUAGUUUUGCUAAUUUCCUGGAUUGCCUUGAGCCACACCCAAAGAAAAUCAACGUGCAGGAAGAAAGCCACGAUGAAGAUCAGAUUGCUGCCAAAAGAUCCAAACUGGAAACUGAGAACAAGCGCAUGAGUAGUGAGGGACAGGAUUGCGAUGUAGGUGAUGAAACAAAGAACCCCCUUUCUGUACUCAAAGCACGUCCAUACUUUAUGAAUCUAGAUGAGAAGAUGGAAGACAUAGCGUUUGACCCUAAAGUGAAGUCGUCUGAUCGUCACAAUGCAAAGGAAAGACAUAGAAGAAUUCGUAUCACCAAGGCGACAGAGUUCUUCAAAGAGAAUAUACCAUGCAUGACUCCUAAUAUGGACAAGGCCACUGCCCUUCACGUGACUGUCUAUUACAUCAUAUUUCUACGAGACGCGUUAAGACAAAUGAAUCCAAACGUCAUAAAACAACUGCAUAAGAGUUACGAGGAAGAAUGGAAAUCCUACUUUGAGAAGGUGACUGCUACAGUAGAGUAAUAAAGCCCAAGAUCCAAAGUCCUUGGCUCAAACGGAACGGGGGUUACUAAAAAAAUUUGUAAUUGGCUGGCUGAUCUGAGUUUAUAACCCUUUCUACAGCUCAGGAUAUCGAAAAUAAUUGCACUUGUGUUUUCCCUCGGGUAUAUUUGGGUGAAUUAUUUUGAUUACUAUUUUGAAAGUAGGGUACAAGAGUGAAGCCAUGAAAUCCGUGAAAAACAAUCUACCUGGGUAAUCUCAGUAUUUUUUUCGUUUCAGUUUUUUGUUGAAUGUGAUAAAACCAAUUCAGUACAAAUAAAAGAAAUA